GCUGCGUGCGUGUUGUGAUUAUAUGUUUAUGUGUAUAUGAAUGUAAAUAGGGGAUUGAAGUGUGGAAGAUAUGGAAUCAGAUAUAUUUAGGAGUGCUGUGACAAGCGUGUUAAAUAACUGGACUGCAUUGCAGGGGUGACAGUGAAGUAAUAACGCCUAACUUCUCACAUGAAACAUACUGCAGCUGUCAGGCUGAAAGACGCUUUAAGAAACGUUAAAUUCUUUGACGUAAGUUUUUAUUUACAGCUUGCCGUGGAGCAUGGAAUGGGGACACGUGAAACGGCACAAAGUUUGGUGGACUAUGUAAUAGAAACCUUUGUUGCCAACGAUGAUAUCAGUUGUGAAGAAAUGGCUGAUGUGUUAUCAGAAGUCAUGGAUUCAUUAUUUCAAACAGUGUGUGAGGAUAACUCACCUGACGAGGUUGGUGCUCUACUCUGGAGGUUCUAUCAACAUCACAGAGUAGGAGAGACUGACAAGAUAAAGGAAAUGCUGAGUAAAUUACCACCUUGUCAGCUUUGGCUGUGUAAAAAAUUAGACACUUCUGCUCCUGUUAAGAUGCGAAACCUGCAACCUUUACCAGAAGCUAUGGAUGCUGAGGAAAGUGAGUGGACAGAAGUGAAAUCAAGAAGAUCUAAGAGAACAUUGAACAGUGCUGCAGAUGAAAUUGAUAACAGUGCUUCACAUAUGGGGGAUGUGAUUGGUGUUUCAGGAGAUCAGGACGAGAUGUGUACAUAAAAAUAAAUUGAAACAAAACAAAAAACA
Schistocerca piceifrons (Central American locust) is the source of this 762-nucleotide messenger RNA. RefSeq lists its product as uncharacterized. NCBI's taxonomy places the organism in Eukaryota, Metazoa, Arthropoda, Insecta, Orthoptera, Acrididae. Gene Ontology annotation, biological process: maturation of SSU-rRNA from tricistronic rRNA transcript (SSU-rRNA, 5.8S rRNA, LSU-rRNA). Gene Ontology annotation, cellular component: nucleus. The coding region runs from base 169 to 735 and encodes 188 amino acids. The transcript has 4 exons. The record is from RefSeq and is a predicted model, not a curated record.